CAAUCAGAGAUUCAGCCACCGAGAGAAGUCUAAAGACAGCAGCGGGCUGCCUCUAGUCUUUUCAGCGUCUCAACACUGUUCGUAUGUGCAACUCUGUAUUACUUUUCUAAUACAUUUUUCAAACAUGGGGACAUAAAUUAAUAAAGACUUUUUCAAUAAUAAAUAAGAUAAAAUACGAAUUAAAUGAUUUUUUACUCAAUUUCGUUAAUUUGGAAAAAUACUUGUGAUAUCUUUUUUAUUAAAAUUAAAUAAGUAAAAUACAAAGUGAUUAGUGAUUAAACAAAGGGUGUUUAAAAUUUAAUCGAUCAUAAAGUGUACUGAUUUGCUGCCGUUGACCAUCAACUUAUCAAUAAUUCACUCAUCAAUCUCUAGUGUGUUUGUCAAUAGUAGAAUUGAUUUCUUUGUGUAUGAAGUAAGAUGAAGUAAACUUGAAUAAUAAUAUGGUCAUAAUUACUUAAAUCCCAGUGAAUAAGUUUGAUAAAAAAUGAAUACAAUUUGACAAAAGCAUUUUGACAAUCGGAAUUGAGCAAUAAAGAGCAUAAUGAGCCUAUUAUUAUUGGAUAACAGAAAAAUGUUAGAAAUCUGGAAUUUAGGGAAAAAAGAUUCCCAACUUACUAGUAUGCUUCUGCAAAGAACAUUGUAUUAAUCCUUCAUCCCUUUCUAUACGCCAAUCAAGAAAGAGCUUCGGAAAUUUCGUAAUCCCAUGGUAUCCUAAUUCAUGGCACGGCUGGAAAUACCAAGUAUUGUCGUGCACAAAGGAAGCAGGUCGCAAAGUCGACCAAGCAGUCCCAUCGGGCCGUCGUCAACUGGGAUGCCGGCUCUUCCAUCGGCUAAGAAUGCACUUGUGACUGGUGCAAUAAACGAAGCUUAUUCAGGUUCGGUAGAUGAUGAGGAGAUGUUAGAUGGGGAUGUCAAUAUUGCUGUUGAAAAUCUAUCAUCAGGGAAUACAAUUAAUCGGCCCACUUCACUUCCUGUGCCAUCUUGUCAACCAUCUCCACCGGAUAAAGAUCCAGAGUCCAACAAUUUUCGCAAUAGGGCAAAUACGAAGGUAAAACUUUUAGUAAGGAGUCAUGCGAUGAGGGAAUCAACAUCACCACCUCGAGAACCACACAACGGCGCUGCGUCGCCUCGAAGUCCUCAAAGUGAUGGAGGCUCGGAGAAAAAACUUGGAAAUGGUGGAUUAUCACCAAAUAAUUCAACUUUGAAAUUAAAUAACAACGAGUCUAUUUACAAUAGUAACCUCGGUGCCGCCCAGUCACCAAAACAAACACGUAAUACUGCAACAUCACCAACGUGUCGUACUCCAUCGAGAAAUGGCAAUUCUAGUCCCCUACAGACACCAAAGAGUGCUAGCACAUCUCCAACAAAUAAUGGUCGUGAUAAAAAUGACAGCCAACGAUCGAAAGCUACCAGUCCUCUUGCUCCAAAGUGCAAUAAUUGCGUGAAAAGUAAUCAAAUAGAAAAACCAGGACUGUUACAAACACCUCAAUCACCGUCCAAAUCAACUGGAAUUCAGUGUUCACCGAAAAAUUCCAAUUUAUCUGGGCAAAAUAAUCACAAUGGACAUAAUUGUCAAUCUAGAUCUGAAAAUAAUCGUAGAUCACUUAGUGUGUGCAAUAAUCAGUGCUCUAAUCAGUGUUCCGGCAAUACCUUAUCAGUUGGCAACCGUACAAGACACAAACUGCGUCAUCAAAAUUCCUCUCAAGGUAGCGGAAGUCUAGACAGUAUGUCACCAUGUUUAUCACGCGAUAGUAGCACAGAAUUGUAUACUGAUAGUACUGGCAUUGAUCUUGAACAAUUUAUCGCAGUGACAAUUAACAGAAAUCAAAAGGAUCGAUCAAUUUUAUUAAAAAUUGAGCGAGAGUUAAUCGAGUUUGCUAAAGAUCGUCAGAAAGUUUGCCAUAAAUUUCCUAAUAUGUCGUCGUACAAUCGGAUGCUGGUUCAUCGGGUUGCCGCAUACUUUGGUAUGGAACAUAAUGUUGAUCAAUCUGGACUUAGUGUUAUUGUCACUCGUACGAAAAAUAUGAGAAUACCAGACACAAGAUUCAAAGAACACAUUAGAGAUGAUUUAAUAUUAGCUGAAGAACCAAGAAGAAGUAUCUUAAAAAGAGAUUCGAGUUCGUUCGAAGAUGGAUACAAUUUUAAAUCGCCCGAUAGACUCUCAGGGGACUAUGGACGACGUAGUAAAAGCUUUGAGGAACGAGAAGAAGAGUAUGAGAAAGCUCGGCGUAGGAUAUUUAAAGAUAGUAGUGGAGAAAGCAGUGAAGUAACUUCAUGGCCUUAUUGGUCAUCUUCAGAGAGUUCUGAUGCAUCAGCAAGAUAUCGACUGCUUCAUUCUUCAGAUCAUCCAUCAAUUCGGCAAACUCGAUUAUCGAAAGGUGAAUCUUGUGAUGGACGAGAGUCAUUUCGUGGUGUUUUACGUCCUUCAGUGUCUAAAUCCUUCAGCUUUGGUGGCUAUACGCGUGGAAUGUUGUCUCGAGGUGAUAGCGUGACGUCUACAAGAAGCGCAAGCGCAAGAUUGACUAAGCAAGACUCAGGAGCAAGUAUGUGUAGCCGAUUAAGUCCUUCAAGUAGUGGGUACAAGUCUCAAAGCCAACGUAGUGAUGCUACUAUUUCUCCUUCUCCAUCUCCAUCACCUAUUCCCACAAUUCCUUGUAAUCAUGGUCAGUCUAGUCAGAACUCUACUCUGGACGUUCCACAAUCAAACGAUACAGUCAUUUGGGCAGUUAGCAACAUCUCCAGUGUCCCUCCAGGGAGUAUUAUCAUGAAUCCUCGUACGAAUCAACCUUACAUUAAUCCUGAUGGUUCAAUUUAUCGCUUUGACCCAGAAAAUCCACCAAAAAUCUUCAACGAUAUUGAAGAAAUCCGGGAAAGCCCUUCUGAAGGGUUAUCGGAUAAAUUUUCUGAUGUUCCGGAGUCUCCAAGACAUUCAGGAAACAAUAAAACUAACAUAAAGAAGCAAAAAAAUCCAUCUAAACUAUCAGGAACUAAUCAUAAUAAUAAUAGUAAUAAUAACAAUAAUAACUCAAAUAAUACAAAUCACAGAGUCACCAAUACUGCUACGUCACCAACUUUACCAUAUUCUGCAAGUUCACCACCUCUUCAAGUUCAAGAAUGUACUCAAUCGGUUGUGAAAAGCCCCAAUGAAUCACAGUCAUGCCCACAUGGAACUUUGAACCAAUCUUUUGGAAAUUAUUCUCAAAAUAGCAGCUCCGAAAUACCCUACAAUCAUCCUCCAGUAUUUCCAGGCUCUCAACCUCAAGGAAUGGUGCUUCAAAGACCCCCAGAUAUGCCUGGCACUCAACAGCCACCACCAACAGACAUUGUUUUUGGCCAAAACUAUGGUAACUAUUCUAUGAUGAUGCAAACUGCCAUUCAUCCUCAAUCAACAGAUGUUGCUGAUUUAUCAGGAUAUUUUAUGGGUAUGAAUGUUUACGAGCAAUCACGCGCUGGCGCCGAAUCUGCUCAAACACCACAAACAUUCUCAGGACCUCCUCCGCCACCUCCUCCUCCGCCUAAUAGUCAUCACAAUAGCCAGAAUACUUCAGGAAUACAAUCAGGAUACUGGCAACCACCACCUCCUCCUCCACCUCCGUCUCAAACUCAGGGACAUCCACAUAAUCAUCCACCAAACCAAAUACCUCCUCAACAUAUGUACUUUGUUCCUCCUUCAGGAUCUGCUUUACCAGUCGGCCAAGCAUCUAAUGAUCGACCUGGAAUUCAACACCAAAGAUUUACCUCCAGUUACACAUAUAAUCCUCAAACCAUGACACCUCCUAAUCAAACAACACCAAACUAUGUCAGUGGGUAUCCAAUUUCAUAUAAUUCAAUGCCAGUUGCCCCUAAUCCCAACGAAUAUCCCUAUCAAAAUCCUCUACCUAUGGUUCCAACUUAUUAUCCUGGUCAACCGGGUAUUCAACCUCCUGUAAUGUGGCGAGUUCCUACCCCUCCCAAUACUCCAACAUCUAAUCAAAUGCCGGGCAUACCCGUCAUGUAUGUCAAUUCUGGAACUUAUCCCCCACCAAUGGUUACUACUGGAUCAUUUAGUCAUCAGUUGUCCAGUGCAACGCCAGCACCUCCACCAGGAACAGUUUAUAUGACACCAUCGUUAUUGCCAAACCUUGUAUUCAGGCAAAAUGUUCCUAUGGUACCGACUGGAAUUCGAACUUCUACACCCUCUGGUUCUCAAAGAACAAGCAGAUCUCCAACACCAGCCCACGAUUUUUGUAAUAAUCCUGCCAAUGGUGGGAAUAACAAUGGGGCUAGUGGUGAUAAUAGAAACGCACAAUCACAAUCGCGUUAUCCACUGCCAAUGUAUCAGGGUCUUCAUAUCGUGCAAGGGGAUAUUAGACUGAUGCAUCCAGGCAUGGCAAAUAAUUCUCGAUUACAAUAUGCCCCUGUAUCAUCUCCACCAGUCGUUCAAGGUUGUCCACGUCCAUUUCGACCACCAUCGUACUCGUCUAAUAAUUCAGGCUGCCCUACUCCAAAUUCAUUUGAUGGACGAAACCAAAAAGUUCGUAAACAAAGGGACCGUGAAGGUGACAAUUACCCGUCGAAACCAACUGGCACAAUAUUAAAUAACGAGAAGAAUAAUAUUAAGAAUGAUCGAAAUUUUGAAAAAAAUAUCCACAAUAAGAAAUUACAUUUUGGUACAAAAACAGAAUGAAGAGUUGAAAAAAGAUAUAAUUAUAAAAAACAAUCUUAUGGACCGAGGAAUAAAUAAUUUAAAAAAUGGCAAAGUAAAUUUAAUAUAAAAUAAUAAAUAAUAUAAUAAAUCGAUUUUACUCAGAAAAAUAAUAAAUGAUUAAAAAGAAAGUUUAAAAUAAAUAAAGAAUAGCUAAAUAAAACAAUUGUAAGUGAAGAAGAAAGCAUCGAAGAGAAUAAGA
Molecule: messenger RNA, 4886 nt
Organism: Chelonus insularis
Lineage: Eukaryota; Metazoa; Arthropoda; Insecta; Hymenoptera; Braconidae
Gene: enc
Product: encore
Exons: 5
Coding region: 719-4666 (1315 amino acids)
Molecular function (GO): nucleic acid binding
Source: RefSeq, a predicted model, not a curated record